This is a messenger RNA of Hyaloperonospora brassicae, 2742 nucleotides long. The record is from the annotation of a GenBank genome assembly. Lineage: Eukaryota; Oomycota; Peronosporomycetes; Peronosporales; Peronosporaceae.
AUGGCGGCCGCCGAAGCGCCGCGUGUGAACUCUGUCUACGCCAGUGCAGCGUUCGUCGCUGUGGUCACCUUUAUGUACACGGCUCUGCGUGGACUGUACGUUGAUCCGCUUGUGUCGACCCUGUCAUCGACGAUCGCGUCACGCGAUGGGAAGUCGCUGCAUGACUGGACUCGUGCUACUUCACGCUCUGUUAUGUGGGGCACAUACCGUCCGGGUCUCUAUUUCGGUCUGCGGUCCCGUUCGGUGCCUGAUUUUGUGUCGGCAGGACUAUUAUGGACGUCGCACCUGGACGACGUGUCGCAACUCAGACACGACUGCCGCCAAGAAGACCACUUGCAACGGUACGGGUGGCUCGAGCACGACGGGAGCAGUUACGGGCGGCAGACCGUCGAAGACCAAUUCAAUCGCUUGCACGUCAGCACGAGCUACGUCCGCGUACAGACAGAGGCGGUGCAGGGAUGGGGCGUUCGCGUCGACGCUGCGCCUUUGACGCCGCGGGACGAGAAGCUCCGUCGCCGCCAAGUCCCGAGGCACAAUACGGUAUCGCUUUUUUUCUAUGUAGACCUGAGCUGUGGAGACGAGAGCCUGGACGCGAGCUGUCGCUACAAGCUGCAAGACCUCGUGCAAGUGGCAGCUGCGCCAACGCCGCUGUCGUGUGGCCAGCAGGCGCAAGACGUGCAGUGCGUGCAGAUGGCGUUGGCGAGCGAUGGACUGGAGACAGAGGAGACGAGUGCGGCGGACGAUGCGACUCCGUUGGCGUUCCAGAUGCACGUGCAGCUUAAGACUCGGCCGACUGUGCGUAGCGUGCAGCUGCACUAUGCUGGACUGAAAGACACGAACGUGAUCAAUGUGAAGGAUCGACUCGUGUCACUGGCACAUCGUCCGGGUGAUGAGGGUGAGAAGAAGGAGACUGAGAACUGGCAAGUGGACAAGGAGAUCCAUCUCGACGAUCACAUUGAAGAAGGCAGCACGUUGGUGGUCGUGCAAGCGAUCGUCGACGUGGAUGUUGCCUCAUUUGAAGCGGGAGAUAUCGUGCUAGACGUACUGUUCAAUGAGGCUGCUGUGUCCUUGGCUGGCGCUGAGGUUGCAGCGACUGCCAUUGACAACAUGGUCACCGACAAGCUGGCUGAGUACUCGCAACGCUUUACGGACAAAUUCGAGCAAAGUUUUCGUUUGUCGAGCAAGACGUGGCCGCAAAACGACAACGAAGACGUCGGUGACGCGUCUGCGUUCAAUGAAAGCCUCCUGACGUUUGCCAAGGCAGCUUUUAGUAAUCUGAUUGGUGGCACGGGCUACUUCUACGGCAGUUCGUUGGUGCAACACGACCCGGAAAAGCCGGAGGUUGUCGAGUCUGCUGUAAAGCCGCUGCUUACGGCAGUCCCAUCGCGGUCGUUCUUUCCUCGGGGCUUCGCAUGGGACGAAGGCUUUCACCAAAUUGGAGUGUCCGUGUUUGACGACCGUGUCACGCGUGACGUGAUUGUGCACUGGCUUGAUCUGAUGGAAGAGGACGGCUACAUUGCCCGCGAACAGAUCCUUGGCCAUGACGCUCGUCGUCGCGUGCCGGCGGAGUUCUUGAUCCAGCACGCGGAACACGCGAACCCUCCCACGCUUCUUUUGACUGUAGAAAAAAUGGUGCAGCGCUACUCGAACUCUGGUUUGGACAAGGAGAUGCAGGACUUUGUGCGAACGAUCUUUCCGUUUCUCAAGCGCUGGUACAACUGGUUCUUGACGACGCAGUACGGCCCGCACAGCGAUAGCUUUCGCUGGCGCGGGCGUCGACUGAAUGACGGCAAGCUGAUUUCGAACACGCUGUCUUCGGGCUUGGAUGACUAUCCACGCGCAUCCCUUCCCAGUGAAAACGAAAUGCACGUGGAUUUGCUGUCGUGGGUGAUCCGAGCAAGCCAAAUCAUGGCACACCUUGCAAGCUUGUCUGGCCAGGAUAGCGACGUGCAUUACUUUGAAGCCAACUACGCGCACUUUUAUGCUGGACUGGACAAGCAUCACUGGAAUGAAGAGGCCCAGUCGUACUUCGAUGUCGGUGAGCACAGUGAAGACGGCAUCAUUGAGUACCAGGUUGCUGUGCGGUGCCGCAAUGACCAGGGCGUGGUGGUCGAUGCAACUGCUCCCGUCGCGCGAGUCCAAGCAACGGAAGUGGAGUGUCCAGCGACCCACCCCCACUACAUGUUCCCACUGGGUGACGGUCGCGGCGGGCUGCAAAUGUUGCCUGUCUUCAUGCCUGGCACGACAGAGUUGCAGCACGUGAAGCACGUGGGCUACGUCAGCGUGUUUCCGCUUCUCCUGAAGUUGCUGCCACCGGACUCGCCCAAGUUGCUCGCACUUUUAGAGCAGAUCACGGACCCUGCACAGCUCUGGUCUCCUUUCGGGCUUCGGUCUCUAUCUACGCAGGACCAGUUUUUCGAGCGAGAGAACGCACCUGGAGACAACCCCUACUGGCGAGGAGCUAUCUGGAUGAAUGCCAACUAUUUGGCGCUGGAUGCACUGCAUCACUAUGCGCAGUCGAACACGGGAAGUCCGUACCAACUAGCGUUUCAAAAAGCGUACACUGCGCUGCGUGUGAACGUGAUCGCCAAUAUAUAUCGGGAGUACGAGCGUACGGGAUAUCUAUGGGAACAGUACAGUGGUGACAUUCACGGCGGAGACCGGUACGGCCGCGGACAACGCUGUCAUCCGUUCUCGGGCUGGACGGCACUUGUGGUGAACAUCAUGGCGGAGAUGUACUAG